Molecule: messenger RNA, 2127 nt
Organism: Penicillium malachiteum
Lineage: Eukaryota; Fungi; Ascomycota; Eurotiomycetes; Eurotiales; Aspergillaceae
Product: acetyl/propionyl/methylcrotonyl-CoA carboxylase subunit alpha
Exons: 5
Coding region: 1-2127 (708 amino acids)
Cellular component (GO): mitochondrion
Molecular function (GO): methylcrotonoyl-CoA carboxylase activity; metal ion binding; ATP binding
Source: RefSeq, a predicted model, not a curated record
AUGACCCUCUCAUCCCUUCUCCGCAUUACGCCCCGCCUUGUACCGACGGCGGCCCGCCGAACAACUAGAGCUGUAUCCUCGGUAUCAGCCGCAAAUGGGACGCAGCAGAAGUCGUUGGAUUCGAUUUUGAUCGCGAACAGAGGCGAGAUUGCACUACGCGUCGGACGGACUGCUGCGGAGCAUGGAAUCCGUGUCACUACUCUUUACACAGACCCCGAUAGUCGAUCACAACAUGCAUUAAGCUCGCCAUUUUCAUAUAGUCUGGGCUCUGUUUCUGCAUAUCUAGAUGGAGAUCGAAUUAUUGAGAUUGCGAAGAGAGAAGGAUGUGGAGGAAUACAUCCCGGCUACGGCUUUCUGAGUGAGAACUCUGCCUUUGCCCGCAAAUGCACUGAAGCUGGACUUGUGUUUAUUGGACCUCCAUGGAAGGCAAUUGAAGAUAUGGGCGAUAAGAGUCGCUCCAAGGAAAUUAUGCUCGCUGCAGGCGUACCCUGCGUUCCCGGCUACCACGGACACAACCAAGACCCUCAAUUCCUCGAAGCCGAAGCAGACAAGAUCAAAUACCCUGUGCUUAUUAAAGCCAUCAAAGGCGGUGGUGGCAAGGGCAUGCGUAUUGUCAGUUCAAAAGCCGAGUUUCAAUCACAGCUAGAGUCGGCAAAGUCAGAGGCCAUGAACUCAUUCGGGGAUGACAUUGUCUUGAUCGAGAAAUACAUCACCACGCCUCGACAUAUCGAAGUCCAGGUUUUUGCAGAUAAGCAUGGAAAUAGUGUGGCACUUGGAGAGCGAGACUGCAGUAUCCAGCGCAGACAUCAAAAGAUUUUGGAGGAGUCACCGGCGCCUCACUUGCCAGAUGUUACUCGGAAAGACCUUUGGGCAAAAGCUAGAUCUGCUGCUGAAGCAGUAGGAUACGAAGGUGCAGGAACAGUGGAAUUCAUUUUCGACAAUGAAACCGGGGAAUUCUAUUUUAUGGAAAUGAACACCCGACUGCAGGUCGAACACCCUGUGACAGAGAUGGUGACCGGACAAGAUCUUGUUCAUUGGCAGAUCAUGGUCGCUGAAGGAGCCCCGCUUCCAUUAACCCAGGAGCAGGUUGAAGAGCACAUUGCUUGCAGCGGACACGGCAUUGAGGCACGUAUCUAUGCUGAAAACCCGAACCUGGGUUUCAUUCCCGACUCCGGGCGCUUGAUUCAUGUGCGAACACCCGUCUCAACUGAAGAUGUUCGCAUUGAUGCUGGAUUCGUUGAAGGUGAUGAGGUAUCCGCACAUUACGAUCCCAUGAUCUCCAAGCUUAUUGUCCGUGGAGAAACACGCGAGGAAGCGAUUCGCAAACUCGGUGCGGCCUUGGAGCAAUAUGAAGUUGCUGGCCCUGUGACCAAUAUCGAAUUCCUGAAGACCAUCUGUCGCAGUCCCGAUUUUAUUGCUGGAGAAGUUGAGACUGGAUACAUUGAGAAGCACCGAGAGGAGUUGUUUGCGCCGAAGCCAAUCAAUGAUGAAACCCUUGCUCAAGUCGCGCUGGCAUGUCUGCACCGAGAUUUUCACGCAGCUGCUCGCCCGUCUAGCGGACUCGCGGGAUCGGCAGUUGGGUUUGCCACAAGCUAUAUGCAGCGAGAGCUAUCAUUCACUGAGGCAACUGGACCCACCGCUGAAGCGCCUCUGUUACACGUUCGUGUCCAGCAAAUAGCAGACCAGAGAUUCAAUAUUCAAAUUGGUGAAACGGUCUUCGAGCAAGUGGAGAGCCACAUGGACCCAGUGUCGCAUGUGGUAACCUCAUUCUUUCCUCAUACCCGACUAGACACGACUGUGGUUCAGAAUGAAGACCUUAUCAUUGCAUUCCAGCGUGGCAUGCAAUAUCGUCUGACAGUCCCGCGAGCCAAAUGGAUGGAGAAGGCUCUGGGAAUGAAAGAUGUUGCUAAUAGCGUACUGGCACCGAUGCCGUGCAAGGUGUUGCGGGUUGAGGUACAAGCCGGUGAUGUGGUGGAAAAGGAUCAGCCACUCGUUGUGAUUGAGAGUAUGAAGAUGGAAACAGUGAUUCGCAGUCCACAUGAAGGAACGAUUGCUCGGGUGGUUCAUAAACAAGGAGAUCAAUGCAAGAGCGGGACACCCUUGGUUGAGUUCGCCGAGGAGUCAUAG